Molecule: messenger RNA, 3467 nt
Organism: Ceratotherium simum simum (southern white rhinoceros)
Lineage: Eukaryota; Metazoa; Chordata; Mammalia; Perissodactyla; Rhinocerotidae
Gene: SLC9A4
Product: solute carrier family 9 member A4
Biological process (GO): proton transmembrane transport; potassium ion transmembrane transport; sodium ion import across plasma membrane
Cellular component (GO): plasma membrane
Molecular function (GO): potassium:proton antiporter activity; sodium:proton antiporter activity
Source: RefSeq, a predicted model, not a curated record
GGGAGGAGAGAAGGAGCAGGUGCAGGAUAGGUAGCUCCUUACUGGGAUCUGGUAAAGAGAGAAGGAUUCCCUUCCUAGUUAGAAGGACUCCACUGAUAUCUGGAAUGAGCACAAUGGUGUCCUUUUUAAUUUCACUCACAAGAUGAAACCAGCGUGCAGAGAAGUGAGGAAACAAUUUCAAAUGAAGAGAUAUUUUCCUCUUCAUAAAUUGUUUUUCAAAUCAUGGUUGGAUGAACGUCACACAGGCAGUUCCCUGGGUUUUGACAAGUCUAUUGAAUGACUGACUGCAUUUGAGCCAGAAGCUGUGUUGCCUGAACACAAAUCCUCUAAUGACGAUUUGAAAGCAUCUAUAAUCAGAACUCAAUGGCACUCUCGGACUCUUCUUGGAAGGACCCAUGGACUGUACGUAUAUUACCUUUGACCCAUGUGGAUACCACUGCUCUCUAGAAACUCUCCUCACUUCAGAUGUGUGCGCGCAACGGCACACAAGGUAGGAUAAGCCCACAGCAUGGGUUUUCAGGGGUUUGUACCUUUUGGUCUUUGGAAUUGGUUGCUAUUGCUAGUGGCCCUCAAGUGUUCUGAAGCAUCUUCUGAUAUGAAUGAAUUCACAAAUUCCACUGCCCAGCGUGAACCUAAUGUUCAGUUUGCUGCUGCCAGCUCAGAGCCAGAUGAGAAGAUAGCUGUUUUUGCACUGGAUUAUGACUACGUGCAAAUUCCUUAUGAGGUCACCCUCUGGAUACUUCUAGCAUCCCUUGCAAAAAUAGGCUUCCAUCUUUACCACAGAUUGCCAGGCCUCAUGCCGGAAAGCUGCCUCCUUAUCACCGUUGGGGCUCUGGUGGGUGCCAUCAUCUUUGGCACCGACCAUAAAUCACCUCCGGUCAUGGAUUCGAGCAUCUACUUCUUAUAUCUCCUUCCACCCAUUGUCCUGGAGGGCGGUUACUUUAUGCCCACCCGGCCCUUCUUUGAGAACAUCGGCUCCAUCCUGUGGUGGGCAUGUCUGGGGGCCCUGAUCAACGCCUUUGGCAUUGGCCUCUCCCUCUACCUCAUCUGCCAGAUCAAGGCCUUUGGCCUCAGUGACGUCAACCUGCUUCAGAACCUGCUGUUUGGCAGCCUGAUCUCAGCUGUGGACCCGGUGGCCGUGUUGGCUGUGUUCGAGGAGGCGCGUGUGAACGAGCCGCUCUAUAUGAUGAUCUUUGGGGAGGCCCUUCUCAAUGAUGGCAUUACUGUGGUCUUAUACAACAUAUUAAUUGCCUUCACAAAGAUGCAUAAAUUUGAAGCCAUAGAACCUGUUGACAUUUUAGCUGGAUGUGCCCGAUUCGUUAUUGUGGGGGUUGGGGGAGUAUUUUUCGGCAUCAUUUUUGGAUUCAUUUCUGCAUUUAUCACACGUUUCACUCAGAAUAUCUCUGCAAUUGAACCACUCAUCGUCUUCAUGUUCAGCUAUUUGUCUUACUUGGCGGCUGAGACCCUCUAUCUCUCUGGCAUCCUGGCAAUCACAGCCUGCGCCGUGACAAUGAAAAAGUAUGUAGAAGAAAACGUGUCCCAGACAUCCUACACGACCAUCAAGUAUUUCAUGAAGAUGCUGAGCAGUGUCAGCGAGACCCUGAUCUUCAUCUUCAUGGGCGUGUCCACCGUUGGGAAGAACCACGAGUGGAACUGGGCCUUCAUCUGCUUCACGCUGGCCUUCUGCCAGAUCUGGAGAGCCAUCAGCGUGUUUGCUCUCUUCUAUGUCAGUAACCAGUUUCGGACUUACCCCUUCUCCAUCAAGGACCAGUGCGUAAUUUUCUACAGCGGUGUUCGAGGAGCCGGAAGUUUUUCACUCGCAUUUUUGCUUCCUCUGUCUCUUUUUCCUAGGAAGAAAAUGUUUGUCACUGCUACUCUAGUAGUUACAUAUUUUACUGUAUUUAUUCAGGGAAUCACAAUUGGCCCUCUGGUCAGGUACCUGGAUGUUAAAAAGACCAAUAAAAAAGAAUCCAUCAAUGAAGAGCUUCAUAUCCGUCUGAUGGAUCACUUGAAGGCUGGAAUUGAAGAUGUGUGUGGGCAAUGGAGCCACUACCAAGUGAGAGACAAGUUUAAGAAGUUUGAUCAUAGAUAUUUACGGAAAAUACUAAUCCGAAAGAACCUGCCAAAAUCAAGCAUUGUUUCUUUAUACAAGAAGCUGGAAAUGAAACAAGCAAUUGAGAUGGUAGAGACUGGGAUGCUGAGUUCUACAGCCUUUUCCGUACCUCAUCAGGCCCAGAGGAUACAAGGAACCAAAAGGCUUUCCCCUGAAGAUGUGGAAUCCAUGAGGGACCUUCUGACACACAACAUGUACCAAGUUCGACAAAGGACCCCAUCCUACAACAAAUAUAGCCUCAAACCCCAAACAAGUGAGAAGCAGGCUAAAGAGAUUCUGAUCCGCCGCCAGAACACCUUAAGGGAGAGUAUGAGGAAAGGUCACAGCCUGCCGUGGGGAAAGCCGGCUGGGACCAAAAACAUCCGCUACCUCUCCUUUCCCUAUGGCGAUCCUCAGCCAGCCAGAAGAGACAGGAGGGCUGCUGAGUUCACAGACAAUGACAGCAGUGAUUCAGAAUUCCCAUCCAUCACGUUCAACGUACACUCUCGAACAGGGUUGCUUCAAGACAGACACCUGACACAAGAAAUAAUCCCGAUGAAGAGCUUACACAGAGGAAGGAGGCCAUCUGACUUCAGUUAUCAAAGACAGAGAAGCCGAGAAGAGCAUGUUGGUGGAGGCAGAAGGGCGGCUUUAAGGCCCAAACCACUGUUUCAUGCAGUCGAUGAGGAGUAUGAAUCUGAAGAGGAGAGUGAGCAAGAUGUCUCAGUGAUUGGGUCCAGACAGUCACCUGAGCACAGACCUAGCAGGGAACACUACAAGUCCCACAGCCCUUUGCUUCGAAGAAAAUAGUUUUAUUGUCUGCAGGAACGUUUCUGUGUUUUUCAGGAGCCUGUCUUCCUGUUAUUGUGAAAGAAGGAUUUUCAGAGUUCUGAAGAAAGCUAUUGAGUUGACUUUUUUGGAAGAUAUCAGACAUGCAUCUAUACGAGGCAGGGAGAUUUUUCAGAGGCCUGAGAGCAGCUUGUAGGCUCUGCCACAUUCGUAGCUGGUGUACUUUGUAGAUGAAUUCCCUGUGAGUGAUAGAUGUUAAUCCCCCCCAAAAUUCUUCACUAAGAAUUCCUAAGAGUGUGUGAUCCAUGUAACUUAUUGAGAUACAAAAGUGAUUUGUCAGUAAUUCACCUUCAGCAUAUGCCUGUGCACCCCGUAAUCAAGUUAGAGCUAGGAGGGGCCUUAGAAAUGGCCUGGCCCAACCCCCUGUGUUUACAGAUAAAGACACUUAGCCCAAGGUCAUGUGGGGAGUUGCUGGCUUCACAAGCUGAUUGUCCUCUCUCCCAAGUGAAUGCAUUCGAUUUCAAUUUUGAUAUGAUAUAAUAAUUAUAUUUCUGAAGAGAGGCAAAAUUUGUCAUAACAUUGCUAU